This is a messenger RNA of Dreissena polymorpha, 5383 nucleotides long. RefSeq lists its product as uncharacterized. NCBI's taxonomy places the organism in Eukaryota, Metazoa, Mollusca, Bivalvia, Myida, Dreissenidae. The transcript is spliced from 5 exons. The record is from RefSeq and is a predicted model, not a curated record. Bases 173 to 1798 code for a protein of 541 amino acids.
GUAACAGGGACCGGUUUUACAUUUGGCUGUAUCAAUUGACACACUGGGAAAACCCAUAAGAAUUCUACCAGACAUUUUUCGCUAGACUAAAUGUUGUGUUUUUAUGACGGAUCACAGAUUUGGUUGGAUGCUUGAGCAGUCCAUUGACUAGUGAACUAUAGAAAUUGCAGUUAUGUCGUAUGUUAACAUGGCAGUGCCAGUGAUUGAAGAAGAUGGUGAAGACUUCAAAAUUUUGGGAAAACAUCCUAUUCGGGUAUAUCCAAGUGAUAACGACGUUCUUGAUGUGGGAGACAAACACCUAUGUGGACCCUAUUCAGAGCCAUCAGCCGGAGUUGUUAAUGUUGAUGAUGGACCUAAAAUUCUCGCGAAAAGUCUCGAUUCAUCUACAAAGCAACAGGUCCAAGCUACUCAUAACCAGGUGGCCAUCAAAAAGCCUACUAAAAGGAUUGGCAGGUAUGGGAGGAAACUACGCACAUGCAUUAAACCCCUUUUUACAGGGCGAGGCUCAUUUUUAACAGGGAAGACAAGAAAAAAUAAGAAGCCUGACAUAAGACAUCUGAUAGAGAAAGGUACAUAUUGGAAAGGAAAGUUUUACAAACUGGUACCAGUCAGCCAUGUCAUGGAAAAGCAUACUUCCAGAAACAUAUGUCAACCUCAAAGGUUGCAUAUGAAACCAGCACAAGCCGUGAGCUCUGCUGAAGACUUAACAAAUUAUUCUCAACCUUUGGACCUUUCUUUCAACAAAGUCCAAACAAGCUCCGCAACAUGCUCCACUUGUUACGAUCAGGCAGUGGACAUGUCCAUUAAAGGAAGGCCUUUGGAUCAACAAAAUGUUAUAAAAUUAGAAAUGAGUGAACCAUCACAUCCCUCAAAUGAGUCUCAUAUUGGUGGCGAUAACUCUGAAACACUCGAGUGUGUGAGACCUGAUGAGCUGAUGGACACCAGGCAAUGUCCUCGAGCAUCAAAUGAGUCUGAUAUGGGGGACAGCGACUCUGUAACACACGAGUGUGUGGGACCUGAUGAACUGAUGGAGACCGGCCAAUGUCCUGGAACAUCAUCAUCCUGUAGCCCUGCAUUCAAACAGAUGAACAUCGGAAGAAGUGACAGCAAUGCAAGACAAGGAGUGAUACACACACAAGAUUUUAUUUCCCUGCUGAAAGAACCAGACAAGUUACAAGCUUUAACUGAUAAACUACAACAGUCUGGCCUCCAUGCUAUGCAACUGCAAGCUUUGAUUCAACAAAUACAUAGGUCCAGCCACCAUGGACAUGGUCCACACGAAAAUAAUCCAGAGUUGAAAGUCAUUGAUGCAGAUGAACCCAUUGUGCCUCGCAUUCUUCACCGAAUCCCAGAUUCUCCAGCUGUCUCUCAUGUGUCUGCACAACAAACAGGUUCCCUAUUUGCAGUGGCUUCAACACAGGCAUAUUUACAUGCAAAAGCUGCAAUGCAAGUAAGAACAGCGCAAGCAGCACCGUCAGUAGCAAUGAUUUCACCACAUAGUAAAUUAGCAUGGAUCUCAGAACAAAUGCAGGCUGAUUUAGCCCAGGCUAUACCUUCCCCGGUGGUAAUUGCUACAGCACCAAUCCAUGUCACAGAAGCACAUUCCAUAACUGCAGCAAGGGCGUUAGCUUUCCACGAUGAAAUACCAUUGCCUCAGAUGCCAAAUUUGAUGGCAUUGGAACAAACUGACCAAAAUGGAGUUCUGGUACCAAAUAAGUUUGAAAGUGGUCAGAGAGCGUUGAAAAGUUUCUUAAACAAGAAGGACAAGAACCCUUUACCACUUGGAUACGUAGUGUGACGCAUUUGUAGUCCCUCAGAAAGUUAAUUUUAAUUAAAGACUUCUAACUAAAUUCAUUUUUUAAAGGUUCAUAUCCAACCCUUAAAUACUGAUGAGCAGCAAACAGCAUAAAACCUGAACAGACUGCAAGCACUGUUGUGGUUUUAUGCUGUUUGCACAAAGCCAUUUUCACUUUGCUUCUGAGUGGGAAAGGGAUAAUUGACAAGAUUUUUAAAUAUUAUGUUGCAUGAUAAUUCCUGAUUGUUAGAGUAUUGCCUUAACUAUGGAUUCUGUAAUAAAUUAUGUUUUUCGUCUCUCUUAUUAUAAUAUUGUAAGAAAUGUUUUGUCUGAACUACUAACACUAACUAAACACUCUAGAGGCCACAUUUAUUGUCAGAUCUUCAUGAAACUUCGUUAGAAGCUUUGUCCCAAUGAAAUCUCGGUGGAGUUCGAAACUGGGCCUUGCCUGGUCAAAAACUAGGUCACUAGGUCAAAAAAAGAAAAAACUUGUAAACACUGUAGAAGUCACAUUUCAUGCCCAAUCUUCAUGUUACUUUGUCAAAAUGUUUGUCUUAAUGAUAUGUUGGUUGAGUUCAAAAGUGGUUCCGGUCCAUUGAAAAACAUGGCCGCCAGUGGACAGGGCAGUUUUCCUUAUAUGGCUAUAGAGAAACCUUAUAAACACUCUAGAAGUCACAAUUUUGGCCCAAUCAUCAUGAAAGUUAAUAAAAAACAUUGGUUUUAUUGAUAUGUCGGACGAGUUUGAAAAUGGUGCAGAUCGGUGAAAAAACAUGGCCGUCAGGGUGCAGGGCAUUUUUCUUUAUAUGUAUAUAGUGAAUACAUGUGAACACUCUAGAAGUCACAUUUUUUGCCCAAUGUUCAUGAAAUUUGGUCAGAACAUUUGUUUUCUUGAUACGAGAGUUGAGUUGGAAAAUGGUUCCGGUCAGUUGAAUAACAUGGCUGCGGGGGGGGGGGGGGGGGCAGUUUCCUUAUAUUUAUAUAGUAAAAAAAAGCUUGUGAACACUCUAGAAGUCACAUUUUUUGCCCAAUCAUCAUGAAACUUGGUGAAUAGAUUUGUUUUAUAUAUAGCUUAGAUGAGUUUGCAAAUGGUCCCAAUGGGUCAAUAAACAUGGCUGCCAGGGGGUGGGGCAGUUUUCCUUAUGUGACUAUAUAGAGAGAAACCUUGUGAUCGAACACUAUAGAAGUCACAUUUUUUGCCUAAUCAUCGUGAAACUUAGUCAAUACAUUGGUUUUAUUGAAUUCUUGGACAAGUUGGAAAAUGGCUCAGAUUGGUGAAACACACUUUUUAGCUCACCUGAUUGCUCAGGUGAGGUUUUAGGAUUGGUCUUUGUCCGCUGUCCGUCCACAUUUGGUUUGUAAACACUCUAGCAUUCACAUUUCUCAAGCAUUCUUUAUCAAAGUUGCUGAAAGAUCUCAGUCAAGUUUGAUGAUGAGCAAAAUCACAUAAUUAAUGCCAUAAUUAUUGCCUUUAGAUUGUCCAAAUUUUCAUUAUAUUAUACAAAAUUCUUGUAAGCAAAGUUUGAUGUUCGGUAAGGGGGGUCAGAGUUUUGGUUCAAUAAUGAAGAAACUUGACCAGGAUGUUUGUCUGGUCAAUAUCUAGGUCAAGUUUGACAUUAGGUAAAGAUUGAAUGAACCGACUCCUCUCAGGUGAGCGAACUAGGGCCAUCUUGGGCCUCUUGUUUUUUAGUUUCAGGAGUUUGUUUCAACAUUUCUCAGGGCAUGAAAUUGAUUCAAAUAUGUAAUCAAUAUGAAUAAAGUUAGAUGUGCCAUACAUUUCAUCAUCCUGGGUGACCCAGACAUACGGGAGUUAUUCCCGUUGGUCUUUAUACAUUACAUUGCAUAUAGUUAAAUUCAAGUUAUAACUUGAAUGUAUGGUUAUGCUUAAUUGAAUUUUGUUGUUUCUGAGCUCCCAAUUCAUCCGAGAUAGAAAAGUUCAACAGUUAAUUGUUAUGCUUUUCAGACAUUGAGGAUGUAUUUUUGUAGUGGACCAAUUUACUAACAAUUAAUACUUUUGAUGAUUGUGGUGAAAUGUACUGCCAUAUGGAUCAAUGAUUUUUUGUGGGCAAGAGAGCAUUAUAAAUCACUUGUGCAUUUAAGGUCUUCCCUUUAAGCACUAUUCAAAAGGGCUUCACAGGGUUAAUGAAAGGGGAUUUUAACAGGAAGGAAUCCAGAUAUGGAUAUUUGUUGGGCUAGUGGGAAAAAACACACAACUUAACUGCAUAUAAUAAGUGUGGCUGUUAUGCAUUGUAUAGUUUAUGUGAGGAGAGAGUUUAUAAUGCAAUUGCAUUAAAUGAAGUGCAAUUAAAAGCUGCAUUGGCAGAGGUUAUCACUUUGAAUGCUGUAUAUUAUUAUCAUUUCAUUGUUGGGUAGACAUAAUAAACCUGAUGUAUUGUACAACCAUUUUUAAAUAAUUGGAAAAUGUAUGUAGUAUUAUAUUUUAAGCGCUAGAUUUGUAUUGCUUAUUUAAUGACUCAUUCUAUUUUGAUACUUGAAAGUUAUACAUAUCUGCGAUGCUUUUUAUCCUUUACCACUUAGAUACGUAUUGUGACCCAUUUGCAGUCCCUUAGAAAGUUACAUUUAAUUAAAUACCUUUCUUACUAAAUUCAAGUUUUAAAGGCUUCAUUUCCAACCCUUAGUUACUGAUGAGCAGCAAACAGUAUAAAACCUGAACAGACUGCGAGUUACAUGUACUUAAAUGUGGACAUAGUUCACUGAUGAAAUCUUAUGCUAUUUGCACAUGCAGUUAUUUUAUGAUAAGUUUCAUAAUGGCAAUAAUGACAUUCUGUUGGAAACCACUUUCAAUAGUUGUAUUUUAGUUGUUGCUUUUUGCAGUAUUUUAGUUGUUGCUUUUUGCAUGCACCAUGUUCUUUGGCUUAUAUAAGUUUCUAUCUAAUAUAUAAUAACAUUUCCAUGAUAUUUACAAUGUCUGUGAUAUUAUUCAAUGUGUACAUACUGAUUUUUGAUAAAUAAGCUGGCAAACCAUAUUGUUAUAUUUAAAAAAAAUCAUGAGGUAAAACUUAAUCAAAUUGUUUUAGCUCCAGUAUGCUCAUUAGAAUUGAGACAAUCUUUCUUACUUUUGUACUGUUAUUGUGUUUGGGUAAUACAUAUCUUGUAUUAAAAUAUGGCAUUGUGAAAUGAAAUUUCACUUCAUUAUUAUAUAGAUUUACAAAAAAAUAAAUGUUAAGUUUUAUUUUUCAUUUUCCCAUAAGCAGAGCUCCAAAUAAUAUGUAUGAGAAGUUGAAUGUGCAGUUUGAGACAAAACAAUUCAGGUAUAAAAUCCUUACCCAGAAGUUUGCAUUGAAAAUAUUAAAAUAUCAAGUAUUUUUUAAUGUCCCCUACCGGUGAAAGUAUAAUAUGUUGUCAUGAUGGAUUAGUGUACAUUUAAGACCACAAUGCAUUGACAGGACAGUUGAUAUUAAUAAAAUUAAAUUGAUAUCAUUUAUUGCAAUUAUAUAUUAAAUCAAGAUAUAAAAUAAACAUAAAUGCUUAGAAAAGUUAUCUGGAGCUCGGCCCUUUGUUUUCCACUGGUUAAUUCUCUGAUGUGUUAAGAAUUGUGAAAAAAUAAAUCAUAAUAUAUGCAAUCAUAAA